AGUUAUUCUCAGUUUGUAUUUAGUUUUAACAAUGCGUUUGUUUAACAUAUUUUGUGUAUCUUUUAUCAUAGUCCUAAGAUUGAAAUCUGUACAACUUUUAGACUUCGAAUUUCAUAAUAACAAAGCUUUAACUAAUGUUUUAAAAAAUUUUUCGUCGAUGACUCGCAAUGGAAUUGAUGUGAAGAUGUAUUCUAUUGGAAAAUCUACAGGUAUACACGACGUAAAAAGUGAAGAUAUGUGGGUUCUUGAAAUAACAGCCGCUCAAAAUUUGACUGGAAUUCCUAAUGUAAAAUUGAUCAGCGGUGUUUUUGGAGAUGAACACAUUGGAACUGAAAUUUUACUUCACUUCGUAGAUUACUUAAUUAGUUCCUAUGAAACUGAAAAAUCUGUCAAGUAUCUUUUGGACAAUACAAGAAUUCAUAUUUUAUCACGAAUGAACCCAAGUGGUUAUCCUAUCACUCACGGGAAUCCGUUUCGGUAUGAUUUGGAUACAAUGUUUCCAGAUCUUUAUAAAGGUCCACAUGGAACACCGCAACUUGAGUCCGAAGCAGUUAUGAAAUGGAUGAACGAUAAUUAUUUUGUCCUUUCUGCAACUUUAAAUUAUGUUUACAAUAAUUUUGAUACGAUGGAAAUAAUUUAUCCAUACAACACAAAAGAUUUACAUCAGACAUCAAAAGAGUCGAUAACAUCAGAUAACGAUGUUUUUAAACAUUUAGCUAACGUAUAUUCUACAAAUUAUCACUCAAAUAUCGAACAAGAAAUUAAUAUCAGAAAUGGAGCUAAAACUAGACCAACACUACGUACGAUGCAAGAUUACAAUUACUUUAAACAUGGUUGUAUGGAACUGAAUAUAAAGAUUGAGGAUUCGAGUAAAUACAAGAAGAAUACAAUGAAGAUUCAACAAUCAUUUGAAAAUAAUAAAAAGGCUUUAGUAGAAUAUUAUCUUCAGGCAAAUCAAGGUGUAUUCGGGGUGAUUAGAGAUUCUGAAACCAAUGAACCGAUAAUAGCUCGAUUCAAAGUAAUUGGGAGAGAAAUGCUGUUUAAAACGAAUGCUGCUGGAGAAUUUUGGAAAAUUUUAGUACCUGGUAAUUACAAAAUUGAGGUUUCAGCGGACGGUUAUUAUAGACAAAAUGUAUCAUUUCAAGUAAAUUUAACAACACCAUAUCCACAAUUGACACGUUUACAAAUUUUACUUGUUUCCAAAAACACAGUAACAACGACAGAAUCAACUCUAACGCAACCUCAAUCAGAAAUGAAUACAAUUCACCUGAAACAUAUUCCAGAAGUAAUAGGACCAAAAAUUGGUGCUCGAGUAUCAAAUGCAAAUCGAUAUAACAUUAAUCUAAUUUUGAUAUUUCUUUCAAUACUUGCUUAUGUGCUCUGUUAUUAAUGUUUUGUAUAUCUGAAUUUCGCAAAUAGGGGAACCCGUCCCAUAAGUACAUAUCGUUCAAAGUGUUAAGACAGUAGGAUAGUUUUCAACAUUAGUUAUAUUUCUUUUAAGUCUUUGUAUUAUAUGUCAUACAUAUAGUAAUUGUGAUUAAAAAAUAAAUAGGGUGUAAUAUAUUUGUGUAACUGCGUAUCAAAUUUGAAUGAAAUCUUGUAAAGUUUGAUUGAGAUGUUUUCACCCUUUGCAAUAUUAAAUAGUAUUUUGUAGAGUGGUGCUAGUUUUUCUAAAACUUUAUUAUUACAUUCUAUUUUCAGUUUUAUAGUUUCAACUUUGUUUACUAACCGGUAUUGUCGGUUGCCUAUUCUAGAACGUGUUCGAAUAUUGAUUCGUUAAAUUAAACAUUAUUAAAGUUUAUACCUUAAAAUGUUUAUCAUGGAACGUUAAGGACUACUAUCGUUGUUUACAGAUUAUUCUAUGCUUUUUAUCGAUAAGAUCUUUAAUAAAUUUUUUAUUAAAGUUAUCUAUAUCCCAACCUUCACAAAAUUAGAAUAAAAUUGUAAAAUUAUUGUGAUCUAGCUAAAAUAAUCAAUGUUCCCAUUUCCAAUUAUGUUAUACAAACCCAAAUUAAUAUACUAUGUAUCUUCUAAAUAAAAAUUUCGAAUGUUA
This is a messenger RNA of Onthophagus taurus, 2053 nucleotides long. Its product is annotated as carboxypeptidase M-like. The record is from RefSeq and is a predicted model, not a curated record. Gene Ontology annotation, molecular function: zinc ion binding; metallocarboxypeptidase activity. NCBI's taxonomy places the organism in Eukaryota, Metazoa, Arthropoda, Insecta, Coleoptera, Scarabaeidae. Gene Ontology annotation, biological process: peptide metabolic process; protein processing.